This is a messenger RNA of Mollisia scopiformis, 1584 nucleotides long. Its product is annotated as YVTN repeat-like/Quino protein amine dehydrogenase. The transcript has a single exon. The record is from RefSeq and is a predicted model, not a curated record. NCBI's taxonomy places the organism in Eukaryota, Fungi, Ascomycota, Leotiomycetes, Helotiales, Mollisiaceae. Gene Ontology annotation, molecular function: protein binding. The coding region runs from base 40 to 1584 and encodes 514 amino acids.
CUUUGAACCAACGUUCUUCACUACAUCUCAUCAUCCAUCAUGCCUUCAUAUUCUAGCGGACAAUUCUACCACGACUGGCGAUACGCCAUUAAGAAGGAUUUCGCCGACCCUUCUGGAGAACCCGUCAAGUAUGCUCAAGAUGGCUUCAGAACAUGGGGUCGCGAACUGCACAAGAUUCCACUUUCAGAAGCUCCGAAUGGAGUAUCAGUGAACACCGAUGGCAGCCUCAUAGCAAUAGCAGCAAAGGAAGAUAUUCUCAUCUACGACACGACCAGUUUCUCUCAAAUCAUGGUCCUGAAAGGUCAUGUUUCCAGAAUAGAUGCUUUGGCCUUUCAACCAGGGAAACCUAAGGUCUUGGUUUCAUCAGCGCAAAAUAACUAUGCAGGUUCAGCUCCUGCAGAGCCUACUAUCAUAUUCUGGGAUCUCGAUGAGCAGAAGAAGCAUCCCAUAAUGGAAGAUAGCGAGGUACUGAAGAUCGCAAACCAAGCUAAAGACAAUAUUGUCAAGAACCUCCAAGAGGCUCAAACACGGAUUGAAUUGUCGACUGAGGAAGAAGGAAGACUAAUUUCAGCCAUCGAGCCUGUCAUAUCGCGCAUCGCCAAGACUCAUAGCGUUGUGAAUCGAAAAUUCAUUCACGGCCGCCUCCAAGGCUCUUUCCAGUCCGAGAUCUUCAGUCCAUCUGGUUCGCAUUUUAUCUACUUGCCGGGUAAUCGACCUAUCUCCAAUGGCAAAGACGCUUGGGACGUCAAGAUCUACUCGAUGACCACCAACGAAGACGCCUUUACCUUGAUCGGGCAUACCGAUUGCUUGAUGUGGAUGGGCUACAGCCCCGAUGAGAGCAUGAUUGCUACUGUAGCCUGGGACCAAAGCAUGCGCAUUUGGGAUGCCGCGACUGGGCAACAAAAGUACGUCUUUGAAACAAAAGGGCAGAAUUGGACGGGCGGUUUCUCCCCGGAUUCUACAAAAUUCGCUGGUACCUGCGGGAAUGGCACGUUUUACGUUUACUCAAUGGUCGAUGGCACCACACUUGUGGAGCAUACACCAGAAGCAGGACGCGGUUGGAUGCGAGCUCUGGAUUGGUCUGCCGACAACAACUUCGUCGCAGUAGGUGGAGGACAUGGAGCUGGCUCAGGAAUACUAUUUCUGUACGAUGUUGAGAAGAAGCAGGUUACCCAAGAACGGAUUCUUAGCACGGAUGCAUGCAAAGUUGAUCAGGACACAAAACGGUUUCUGGGCGGCUUUCUUGAGUGCUGCAAGGUUCGGUUCGUGGAUGGAGGAAGAAAGGUUGCUGCCUUAACUGGGGGCGAUGGCGGGAUCGAAACGUAUGAUUUGAACACUUGGGAGAAGUGGCGCUUCACAAGACCUGGUAUUGAUCCAGAAUCUGAGGAAGAUGUUAACGAAGAUGAAGGGAAGGCUGAGGAGAGUACUGAAAAGGGACAGAAGAAAGAGAAAGAGAAAGCACACGGAGGCUACGCUAUGCAAGUUUGGGAGGAUCAAAAGAUGGGAAAGGUAUUCAUUGCUAGUAUGGACACCGAUGCAGUGAGAAUCUGGGAUGUCCUAAUGACGAUGGGGAACGAGUCUUGA